GCACUCAUCUUCAUGUUUUGCUAUAUAUAACUAAAACACCACUCUGGGAUUUGUGCAUAUUCUUCACCAAGCUUCCCAUUUCUGAAUUCAAAUGGCAUAUGGUAGAAACAGAGCCUCCUCUGUUUUGGAUGGCUUCACUCUGAAUCCCUUGCCAUACCCUGUUCUGUUAAUCUUAGCAGUGAUCUUCCUAUUCCUUGGGAUUUCAUGGUACUUCUCGUAUGAAGAAGUGGUUGAAGCUGCGGAAGAACAACUGGGUUGGGUGCUGUUUGCCACACCAGUGGUGCUAAUACUCAUAGUUCGUUGGUUAUCAUCAGUGGAAACUUCAGAUUGGUGGUUCUUUAACUCGUCACCAUGGGAGAGACGCUGGAGGACCCACCACCACCCAUCAGAGGGUGCAUCGCCUUGGGGUGUUGCUGCUGUGAUCGUGCUCGUUCUCGUACUUUUGCACUAUCAAUCAACUUUUCUUGAUAGCUGGUUUGUUUGAUUUGGUAAUAUUGUUUUCAGCUGGUUUGUUUCUCUUUAGUUUUUUUGUUUUUUUUUCGUGGGCUUUCUGUUUAUUACUUAUUAAUUAGAAAAAAAGACAUUGUGACUAUGAAACGUUGAUGCAAACGUUGUGAUUAUU
This is a messenger RNA of Abrus precatorius (Indian licorice), 622 nucleotides long. RefSeq lists its product as uncharacterized. The transcript has a single exon. The record is from RefSeq and is a predicted model, not a curated record. Lineage: Eukaryota; Viridiplantae; Streptophyta; Magnoliopsida; Fabales; Fabaceae. The coding region runs from base 92 to 484 and encodes 130 amino acids.